This is a messenger RNA of Closterium sp. Naga37s-1, 2565 nucleotides long. NCBI's taxonomy places the organism in Eukaryota, Viridiplantae, Streptophyta, Zygnematophyceae, Desmidiales, Closteriaceae. The record is from the annotation of a GenBank genome assembly.
AUGGCUGAAGCCGAAGAGGAGGACGAUCUUGAGGUUCCCCUCGAGUUCAUUUGUCCCUUAUCCGACGACAUAAUGCGCGAUCCAGUAAUCAUCGCAUCAGGACUUAGCUACGAGCGCGAUCUGAUCAAAGUAUGGUUCGCAGCAGGCCGGCGCGUCUGCCCUAAAAGCGGCAUGAAACUCGACCACACCGAGUUCUUCCCCAACGUCGCUCUUAAAGCCCUCAUCGCCGAAUGGUGUGAGAAACACGACCUCGAUCUCGCGCCUCUGCCGGAAGGCCUCGAGGAGGAACUAGCCGCGCAAGUUCGCGCGCAAGACGAGGAAGCGUCUCCGACGUCGUCUAGCCGCGGCAGCCCCGGCGGGAGAGGCGGCGGCGGCGGAGGAUACAGGGAUGGCCCGAGACGGAGCCGACCUGGAGAUGGCUAUGAUGACGCGGUCGAAUCUCAACCGUACGUGCAGCGGUCCGCUAGCGCGGGGAGCGGGAGGCGGAGGGGACCGGGCGAUCGAGAGAGGGACGAUGAUAGCGGGUCCGAUAGGGGGAGUGGACGGACCGGAUCGCGUACGCGAGAGGCUUAUAGCGAGGACGAGGACCGGCGGGGCAGGGGGAGUGGCGGAGGAAGGGGAGGUGCCGGAGGUAGUCGACUGCAGCCGCGGAGUGAGGAGGAGCGGAGAGCGCGCACGGGGCGUGUGGCGGCGCAGCUGCUGUCGCGGCAACGGGGGAGAGGGGGAGGGGCAGGCGGGGGAGGAGGCGCCGCGCGGGAGCGAGGGAAGGAUGGGGGGAGAGGAGGCGGGAGAGCUGUGGGAAGGGCUGGGCCACGAGUAGCGGGGAGAGGCGAUAGGGAUGUGGGGAGAAUGGGGAAAAAAGAGGCAGUAGAGGAACCAGGGGAGGCAGCGGAAGCUUCGGGGAAAGAAUCGGCUGCUGCGGAGGGCACAGGUGAAGCAGCAGCAGGAGCAGGGGAGGGUGCAGCAGCAGCAGCAGCAGCAGCAGCAGCAGCAACAACAACAGCGGAAGGGGGUGCAGGAGACGCAGAGGGGGGAGUGGGGAAGGCGGACGGUGAAGGCGCGGACGCAGCGGGUGCAGCGGAGGGGGGCGGAGCGGAAGGGGAAGGAGCGGGUCCGGAAGCAUGGGCGGACAGGAGAACAAUGAGCCUAGACGAGCGGACGAGAGAAGGGCAGGAACCACCAGGGUCCCCUGCUGGUAGCACCUCAUUCGAGCGCCAGCUCACCUCCCCUGCCAACCCCUCAUCCGCAGGAGCCAAGGAGGGCAGCGGGUCCAGGCACAGAGGCUCAGGUGCUGCUUCGUCGCCUCUUAAAAAGCCCUGUAGUGGGGCUGGUGCGAGGAACCUGCCGCCCCAGCCCCGGCCAACCAGGGAUAAAACGCGGCUAGGGGGUGCCGGUGGGGCGACGGGCAGUGGGAAGGACAGGGGUGGUUCCAGCAGCAUCACGGCUAGCUCGCCUAGGUCUCGCCCGCCACUGUCCUCCCCUUCGUCCACGUCAUCGUCGUCGCCUAGACCGUCCCUCUCGUCCUCGUCUCGAUCCAUGCGGACGAUAGACGAUAUGCUAGAUGCGAUUGAUCGUGGCUCGUCGGCUGACCGGGAAGAGGGGAUCAUGCGGCUCCGGUCUGCCCUGAAAGAAAGUUCCGAGGCGCGGCGGCGCGUGGUGAAACGGUCCGACGGGGUGCCGAUUCUGGUAGAUCUAGUGGAGGAUGCAUCCGCGUUGGUGGCGUCUGGGAGUGAAGGAGCGAGCAGGGAGAGCCGGAUGGAUGCCCCAGCAGUGCUAGACUGUGCUGUGUCGGUGAUUCUCCAGCUGACACAGUCUUACGAUGGGGCGCUAGAGGUGGUGGAUGUUGGAGGGGUCGGGGUUCUUGUGGAUUUGGUCGAUGGCAAGUGCAGAAAAAAGGGUGGAGGGAGGGACGGUGGCAGCCCGAAAGGGGCUGAUGACGGUGCUGCGAGCAAGUUCUCGGAGUCGGUGCGAUCGAAUGCAGCGGCAGCGUUGUUUGCGAUUGCCACGUGUGACGAUGAUGACAAGGAGGAUGAGGACGGGAGGCGGAGGAGGAGCAGCAGGUACCGGAACAAGAUCCUGCGAUGCGGCGGCAUCCCUCCGCUGCUCAAGCUGCUCAAACUGGAAGCUGCUCGGUGCCGAAAAGACGCCGCUCUCGCGCUCUUUGCCCUCUCAGACGACCCGGACUGCGCUGAUGAGAUUAUCCGGGAGGGCGGGGUGAGCGUGCUUGUGGAUUCGUUGUCGGAUAAACGGCCAGGCGUGGAAGAGAAGGCCAUGGCUGUGUUGGCGAAUCUGGUGAAGUCUAAGGAGGGGCAGGCGGCUUUGUUAGAGGUGGAGGGGACGCUGGUGAUGCUGGAUGUGCUGGAGAGUGAGUCGGAACGUGCGCAGGAAGAGGCGCUGUUUGCACUGUACCAUCUGGUUACCACCGGCGUGGUUACGCCUGCGUUUCUGCUGAACGAUGGGGCGUUGUUUCCGGUGGCGAAGAUGGCUGCGAAGAAAGGGUCGCCGCCUGAAGCUCUUGAGCUGCAUAAGAUUCUCACAGCCGCAAGGAAGAGUGUGGCUACCUGA